AUUGUAAACAAAACAAUAGGCAAGAUGACAGUGUGUCGGAUUUGCAGUCUUAGACGAAGAUCCAUGAUAAACAUUUUCGAUGGAACGGCAGAAGUGGGAUUUUGUAUUGUGGAUGUGGUUUCCAACUUAACUGGCUUAGAAAUUAGACGAGGAGAUUCACUUCCUGAAACCAUUUGCUUUAUGUGCCUGGAAAAUGCGCGGAAUUCCUUUGGGAUAAGUCAAGCCUGUGAGGGCAAUGAUCCGCUCCAUAUUGGAAAAGAAGUCUUCGAAAUCACAGAAUUCCACGACGAGGAAAAGCUUCUACCAGAUGAAGUCCAUGAAAUUUCAGACUACCCGGUGAAGAAGGAAGUCCUUGAGGAUGAAUUACUGGAGGAGGAAGUUUGCAAAAUACAAGACUGCGAGAGGGAUGAAUCAAAUGGUGACGAGCAAACCCAUGUCCAAGUGAAAAUAGAAAAUACCAAAUGGGAGGAGUCAAUUAUGGACAGGAUCCAGCCGUAUAAUGUUGAAAUAAAGAACGAGCAAAUCGACGAUGAGUUGAUCAAAGAAUCGUCCCGUAUUAUUGAUCCACCAACCUGCCAAGUGAAAAACGAGCCAAUUGAAGAUGACCUAUUUGAGGAAGAGAUGUGCACGAUGACAGUUGAGCAGCCAAAAGUCCCAGAGUCUUGUUUUUCUCCAUCAGAUUUAAAGAAAAAUAGUCGGGUUUACAAAAAACCCUUCAAAUGCGACCUUUGCGAGAGGGUUUUUGCAACACAAACUGCUCUGGAGUCGCACGGCCGGACUCAUGAGAAGCAACCGCACAGCUGUUGUCAAUGCCCAAAAUAUUUUUCAGAAGAAUCGCUUCUGAAAGAGCACAUCCUGACCCACAGGAGACCGCACAAGUGCUGCCACUGCCCGAAGUCCUUUCUGACGGCCUACGACCUUAAGAGACACACCAGGAUCCACACUGGCGAACGACCGUACAGCUGUGACCAUUGCCCGAAAAGAUUUUCGGACAGGACUUCUUUGACGUCGCAUGUAAGGACUCACAAGGGGGAGCGGCCCUACAAAUGCUCCGAAUGCGCGAUGUCCUUCACGCAGCAGUGCAAUCUUCAAAGACACAUUCGUUGUCACACGGGAGAAAGACCUUUCAAGUGUCCCUACUGCCCCAAGACCUUCACGCAACAGUCCAAUCUGGGCCUGCACAUGCGGGCUCACUCCGGAGAACGAUUCGAUUGCUCCCUGUGCUCCAAGUCUUUUGCCUAUAAGAACGAUUUGAAACGCCACAUACGCACUCACACGGAGGAGAGUUUGAGGUGUUCCCUGUGCCCAAAAUUGUUUGCCACCAAGUGGAGUCUUAAGAAGCACUUUCAUACCCACAAGGAAAAAAUUAUUUCCACAUAGGGACGAUUGCACGUUCAUCAAAUCGAUGAUAUAGCAAAUUAUUAUAUUACAAAUAAAAUUGUAUAGUUUUCCUGGAGAGUUAUAUGUUUUAGCCUGUAAAUAAGAAAUUUUGGUUUAUAUUUUUUUAACGUCUUAAGCCAAGAAUGAUUUAACGUAUUAUUACUAAAAAUAAACUACUA
Messenger RNA from Drosophila elegans, 1559 nucleotides. RefSeq names its product zinc finger protein 771-like. The transcript has 2 exons. Gene Ontology annotation, biological process: regulation of transcription by RNA polymerase II. Gene Ontology annotation, cellular component: nucleus. Gene Ontology annotation, molecular function: DNA-binding transcription factor activity, RNA polymerase II-specific; RNA polymerase II cis-regulatory region sequence-specific DNA binding; zinc ion binding. The record is from RefSeq and is a predicted model, not a curated record. Bases 25 to 1380 code for a protein of 451 amino acids. NCBI's taxonomy places the organism in Eukaryota, Metazoa, Arthropoda, Insecta, Diptera, Drosophilidae.